CCGCCCCUGCCGCCCGGAUCCCACCCCUCCGCUCGCAGGACCCCGAACCCCAAUGAUCUUGCAGCAACCCCUGGAGCGAGGCCCCCAGGGUCGGGCCCGGCGCGACCCGCGGGCCGACUCAGGGGCGUCCCGAGGCCUGGACGCGAGCUCCCCUCUCCGAGGAGCUGUGCCCAUGAGUACCAAGCGUCGCCUGGAGGAGGAGCAGGAGCCCCUGCGCAAGCAGUUCCUGUCUGAGGAGAACAUGGUCACCCAUUUCUCUAGACUCAGCCUGCACAAUGACCACCCUUACUGCAGCCCCCCCAUGGCUUUUCCCCCAGCUCUGCCCCCACUCAGAAGCCCUUGCUCUGAGCUGCUUCUCUGGCGCUACCCUGGGAACCUGAUCCCUGAGGCGCUCCGGUUGCUGAGGCUGGGGGACACCCCCACCCCCCACUAUCCUGCAACCCCAGCUGGGGACAUAAUGGAGCUCUGAGUGCUGGGGGGCAGUGCCCCUGCCCACCUUCCUUAUUCCCCACAGCAGCGGAGGCCAGCACUCCCACGAAGGGAGCGGCUGCCCUGCUUUUCCUCCAGACCAGGCCUCUGGGCACCAGGACCUUCCCCCAACAGAGGACACUGAGCCCCACGGAGCCCUGGGGUGGGAGGCGAAGGAGCAUGGGAAGGGAGCCGUUCCCUCCCCAAAGAACUGAAUAAAGAUUGCUGAGCAAAUGAAGGCUU
Lipotes vexillifer (Yangtze River dolphin) is the source of this 711-nucleotide messenger RNA. RefSeq names its product host cell factor C1 regulator 1 (gene HCFC1R1). Bases 53 to 469 code for a protein of 138 amino acids. NCBI's taxonomy places the organism in Eukaryota, Metazoa, Chordata, Mammalia, Artiodactyla, Lipotidae. The record is from RefSeq and is a predicted model, not a curated record. The transcript is spliced from 4 exons.